Molecule: messenger RNA, 4563 nt
Organism: Arvicola amphibius (Eurasian water vole)
Lineage: Eukaryota; Metazoa; Chordata; Mammalia; Rodentia; Cricetidae
Gene: Nemp1
Product: nuclear envelope integral membrane protein 1
Exons: 9
Coding region: 7-1323 (438 amino acids)
Cellular component (GO): nuclear envelope
Source: RefSeq, a predicted model, not a curated record
GCAGCCAUGGCGGGAGGAAUCAAAGUGGCGGGCUGGUCGGCGGUUGGUCCGUGGCCCCGGUGCGGGGGCCCGGGGGGCCGCGGGGCCGCGUGGCUGGUCUUCGUCCUCUUCGGCUGCGUGGUCUGCGGCUCAGCUGGAAUUGAUGUGAAUGUGGUCAUGCUUCAGGAAUCCCAAGUUGAUAUGAAUUCCAGUCAACAAUUCUGUUAUAAAAAUGUGCUUAUCCCAAAGUGGUAUGAUAUAUGGACACGGAUACAGGUCCGGGUAAAUAGCUCCAAACUGGUCCGAGUCACCCAGGUGGACAGUGAGGAGAAGCUGAGAGAGCUAGAGCAGUUUAGUAUUUGGAACUUUUUUUCUUCCUUUUUAAAAGAGAAAUUGAAUGACACCUAUGUUAACGUGGGUCUGUACAGCACAAAAACCUGCCUCAAAGUUGAGAUUGUAGAGAAGGACACCAAAUACAGUGUCAUUGUGACCCGGAGAUUUGACCCCAAAAUUUUCCUUGUUUUCUUCCUUGGACUUACACUAUUUUUUUGUGGAGACUUGUUGAGCAGGAGUCAAAUUUUCUAUUAUUCCACUGGAGUGAGCGUGGGGAUUGUGGCCUCUCUGUUAAUCAUCAUUUUUAUGCUCUCCAAGUUUAUGCCCAAGAGAAGUCCCAUUUACGUCAUCCUGGUAGGAGGCUGGUCCUUUUCUCUGUACCUCAUUCAGCUAGUUUUUAAGAAUUUACAAGAGAUAUGGAGGUGUUAUUGGCAUUAUCUUCUAAGCUACGUCCUCACAGUCGGAUUCAUGAGUUUCGCCGUGUGCUACAAGUAUGGGCCCCUGGAGAACGAGCGAAGCAUCAACCUGCUGACCUGGACACUGCAGCUGCUGGGCCUGGGCUUCAUGUACGCCAGCAUUCAGAUACCACAUGUUGCUUUUGCCCUCAUUAUCAUUGCCCUGUGCACUAAGAACCUGGAGUACCCUGUUCAUUGGCUGUACACCACCUACAGAAAGAUGUAUAAGGCAACAGCAAAGCCCGUCCCCCCUCGCCUCCUGACAGAAGAGGAGUAUCGGAUACAAGGGGAGGUGGAGACCCAGAGGGCUCUGCAGGAACUCCGAGAGUUUUGUAAUAGUCCAGAGUGUUCUGCCUGGAAGACUAUAUCUCGGAUUCAGUCUCCAAAAAGAUUUGCUGACUUUGUGGAAGGUUCUUUUCACCUCACACCAAAUGAAGUUUCUGUUCAUGAGCAGGAGUAUGGAUUAGGGAGCAUAAUUGCCCAGGAUGAGGAGCUGUCCUCAGAGGAGGAGGGCUCAGAGUACCCCGCUGUCACCCAGAACAGCUUCCUGACUUAGAUGGGGGAAUCCGUUAUUGUCACAUAAACUAGUAUGGUACCUUGGCGGUCCAUGUGCAAGUGCUGUGUGGUUUCUCGGGCUUUCAUAACGGCCUGAAGAGGGUGCAGAAGCUCUCCUGCCGACAUGCGAGGUUCUCCACGGGACCCCUGAGGGCAGAGUGGAGGAAGAAGUGAAUGCCGUGGUAGCUGCCUAUGACAACUGAGCUAUUGGCCCACUUGCUGUUCCUGAAGAAACUGGUUGGCCACAGCCAGCAUGAUAUUCUAGCUCCUGUUUGAAAGUUCACUGAUGAUGGCAUUUCUGACUCUGAUGAGCUCACAGAAAUAAGGACUAAGUGCAGUAGUGCAUUCAGAUCAUAGGCUGCACCUUCUAAAGAGAAAUGUACAAAUCUGAGCCAUUCUUACUUCUGUUGGCUUAUACUCCAGUGAACCAUUAGACUAAUCCUUGAUUCAACUCUUGAAGGAAAGAUAGAUAGUUGUCCAUCCUGUUUUUUAAACUUUUUUUUAAAUGCAGCAAAUUUAUGUUUUAGAACCAAUAAGUGCUCCAGAGUGACAGAUGCUAUCGACCCCAGAUAUUUAUUGGUAUAGAUAUCCAUGAAAGCCCCUGGAGCUGCUGUAUUGAACCUUGAAUUCUCGGAAACUGAUAUUCUGAGUUUUACUUACAUUUAGAAAACCGUCUGCUGGCCCUUCUGUAGGUUUGGUUUCCUAAGCUUUUUAUUCUGUUUGCCCUCUGCGAUUUUCUCUUGCUUUUUCUCACCACUCCCUUUUCUGCCCAGGCAGGCUCUGUCCCCUUCCUUCCCUGUGGACUGUGUACAGUUCAGGAUUCGUCUCAGUUUUUCUUUGCUUCCUUUUGUUCUCCACUCCCUCUCUUUCCCUUCCUAACAUGGAGUUCCCUCUGCUUCUGACCAUUUCGUUUAUAAAUUUUCUUUCUGGGCCAGGGUCUUGCUGUGUGACUCAGCUGCUCUUAAACUCACAGUCCUUUUACCUCAGCUUUCAGUGCUAGGAUCUUAAGCCUAUGCUGCCAUGCCAAACUUUUUUCAAGUCAGGGUUUCUCUGUGUAGCCCUAGCUGUCCUGGAACUCAUUCUGUAGACCAGGCUGGCCUUGAACUCACAGAGAUCUGCCUGCCUCUGCCUCCCAAGUGUUAGGAUCCAAGGUGUGUGCCACCACACCUGGUAUGCCAAACUUCUUAUCUUGAUUUUAUAUAUCCUUUUUAUCUUGGUUCCUACAUUAUAGCUAGGAAGAGAAGUCUUGUUUACUUCUUUUCCCCCAUCUGAUCACAUAUCUUUGAGUUACUACAUAGUCAAGAUACUAUCCCAGGGCUGGAGAUGUAGCUCAGUGGUAGAGCACUUACUGACUCAGCAUGCAAGGCCCUGGUAGAACUUUAGCACCACAAUAAAACAAAACCAAUCUUAUCUCCUUGUCCCUGUCUCAUAUUAUAUACCCAUUCUGUUCAUUUAGCCUUCUCACCACCUGCAUGGUUCCAGAUCUGGUAAUUUGCAAUUCCUGAAACCAUCUAUUAAGUUUUUUUAUAUACAGUUUUAGUUAUGUAGCUGCCACAACUUUGCUUGGCAGAUAAAGACUGUAAGGUGAUCUUCCUGCCUUUGACACUCAUUUAGUUGUCAGCAUCAGACACAUUCCCCAGUUCCAUUUCUGAUGGAGAUGCUGCCUCUUUCCUUAGUUUAGUGACCUCAGCUUCACAAUCCCUUGCCAUUGAAGCUAGCGGUAUCACUUAUGAGGGAGCAGACUCCCAAGUUUCUGCCGUUUGCUUGGUUCUUUCAUUGUGAUCUUCACCAUCACAUUGGAAGAAGUGUGUAGCUUUUGUGAUUCCUUCAGCCAGGAAGGUAGGUGCUCACUCAGACAGCAUCAGACUGGUUGUAUUAGGAUCGUCAAGAAGGAAGAUGGUGUCUUCAGAUCUGCUGUCAGCAUCUUGUUUUGAAAGACCCUAGGCUCUACUGCUGGCAUCCAAAAUGCCGGCAAAGUGGCCAGUGAGUUCUUUCAACCAGUGUUCCCCAUAGCCUUAAGUUGUCCUAAAGUGACAACUGCUUCAACUGGUAGGAGUGAAACAGGAGAAACAGAAAGCCAGCAGUUGUGAGCAGGUGCCACGGGUUCAAGCGGUUGAGUACAAGAUGUCUUUGUGAAUUACAAAUAUGGUAAAAGUCUGUCCCUAAGCUUCGGAAGAGGCGGGGAUGAAGCUCAGAAGCAGGACGUGCUUGUCUGGCAGGCAAAAGCUGGUGUUCAGUUCCUGGCAUCACAAAAAAAACCCACCAGUAGCAACAAAGCCUUCCAAAACACUAUUUUGGAACCUCCUUUGUAGAAAUUGAUACCCUACUUACUGUACAGGUAGUGUUCAGUCCUGGGAGCCCUUGGUGCCUUUUCCUACAUCGCUCCCUGUGAAUGGCAGCUUGCUAAAGGGGAGAGCUGACUUAGAUGUUUAUUUUAAUGAAAAAUCACUGUGAAUGACUUUAUUCUUCUGUGUGGUGAGCUCCCCGUGAAAUACGAAUUUCAUUUCAAGGCCGUGUGCUUUUUACCUGUAUUUGAAGCUCUUUUUCUUUCCCCACCUGGGGAUCUGAGUGGUGUGGGAGCUGUUCUCAGACAGUGAAGGACGGUGCUGCUGUUGUGUGCUGUUUAUCCUUGCCCUGCCUGCCUGUGUGUCUGUCUGGAUGCUUCUGAGCCUCUGCAUGCCCAGAGGCUGCUUGAUGGAUCUCAGCCUCAUUGUUCAGACCGAUCUCGUCGGGGAUUGAAGGAAGGACUGGGGUGAGCUGGACACUGGAGCCUUGUCUGCUGCCAUGUCAGCAUCUUUGCUCAGCAGCUCUCAAGCCAUGAGUUAAUUCCUGGACUCAGGGUCUCAUUAUUGGAAAUCUAUUGCUUCUAAUCAGUCUGGCCUGAGUUUAUAGAACAUGGCUCCAAUUAAUGGGAACACAAGAGGCAGUUGGCAUAAAACUUUACAGUACCUCUUUCCUCAGAACAUAAUGACCAAAGCCAAGAAAAAUUGAGCAACUUUGAUAACUUUGUUACCUUGAAAUGUAACAUUCUUGUUAUAUCAACAGUGGUUAUUUUGCUGAUGAUGGCUCUUUGGGUCCCACUGUUCUGUUUUACCAUAUUACAUCCUAUCCUAGGGCAUAGCCCUUUAUUAAUCAAUUGUGUUCUCUCUAGCCACCCCUCUUGGCACAGGUGAUGGAGGUUUGAUGAAUGAAAGGACCCAAAUAGGCCAGGGAAUACCCCUAGACCUUGAUAGUCAUGAAG